Messenger RNA from Aegilops tauschii subsp. strangulata, 2809 nucleotides. RefSeq names its product receptor like protein 22. The record is from RefSeq and is a predicted model, not a curated record. Lineage: Eukaryota; Viridiplantae; Streptophyta; Magnoliopsida; Poales; Poaceae. Gene Ontology annotation, molecular function: protein binding.
AAACAGCGGCUCAGAAUGCAGUGUGCUCUCAACUUGCAUGUUCGUUUCCACCCACCUUCAGACCUUAUACAUAUACAUAGACAGGGAAGUAGCAUACAUGAACAUGAUAGUACAUCUCGUCUUCUCCUAGAUUUGCCAGCUGCAAUGCCUCGCACGACUACUCAUCAAACUUCGUUCUUGCUACAAGUGAUGACCUUAGGUUUGCUUGUAGAGAUCCAGCUACUGGCACACCGUUCCCAUGCCAUGUCAGCAGACGCCGGUACCGCACGAUGCCGCGGGGAUCAGGCCGCGGCGCUCCUCGCCGUGAAGCGUUUCCUCUUCUUCACCGGCAGCGCCACCUCUGGGCCGGCCACCACGACGCUGCCGUCGUGGAGAGAGGGCACGGAUUGCUGCCGAUGGGAGGGCGUUGGCUGCAACAACGUCACCGGGAUGGUCACGGCACUCAACCUCGCGUCGCGGAACCUCGCUGGGGCCGUCCCUGACUCCAUUAGGAACCUCACAGCGCUGGAAGUCGUACUGCUCGGCAGCAACAAACUCACGGGGCCGGUUCCUCUUGAUGCACAUAUAUUCCCAUACCUCACAGAGGUGGAUCUAAGCAAUAAUUCAUUCUGGGGGACGGUACCAGCAUCCUUCUUCACUCAGCCAACAUUGCAGAGAUUGUGCCUCAACAUGAACAGACUCUCUGGUGCUAUCGAGGAAUUCCAGAAUCCAUCAGCUACACUGACUUACGUUGACUUGAGCAGCAAUCAGUUAACAGGUGCAAUUCCAACUUCAUUUGCGUAUCUCACUGCACUUCAGAUCCUGCAACUUGACCACAACAAUUUCACGGGCACCUUGGAUCUAAACCCAUUCGUGAGGCUAAAGAACCUUACUAUGAUAUCAGCAUCCUAUAAUCCCUUGUUAUCUGCUUCCGGGGAUGGUAGUAAAAUUGAUGCUAGUAACAACAGUAUUACUAGCUUGAAUCUAGCAUAUUGUAACCUAACAAGGUUGCCCCAAGUCCUUAGAUAUCUACCAGAACUAGGGGAUUUGGAUCUCUCUUGCAAUCAAAUUCAAGGGGAGAUACCUCAAUGGAUUUGGAGAAACAUGAGCUCCUUGAACCUGUCGCACAACCUCUUCACCACAGUAGGCCGGCCGCCGCACUAUGUUAAUAUAAUGUACAUCGAUCUUAGCUUCAAUAUGCUCCGUGGCGCCGUGCCUUUCCCUUCCAAUGGGGAUCGUCUUGAUUACUCCAACAACAAAUUCUCGUCCAUCCCCCAGAGUAGUUUCCUCCGCUUCAUCCAAAUAAACCCCCUCCUCGAACGGUCCGGGCUCACGACCUACUCUGUCAACCUUGCGAACAAUGAACUGAGUGGGCCUAUCCCCUACUCAGAAUGUCGUGAGCAGUAUGCUCUCAGAAUGCUAGACCUAUCCGGCAAUAAUCUCAGCGGAUCGGUGCCACCUUAUUUGUUGAAAGGUUGCGGUCAACUCAUUAUGUUGAACUUGAGGGGAAAUCAUCUUGACGGAACAUGGCCUGACAAGACUAGCGAAUCAUGUCAGUUGCAGCUGAUAGAUUUACAUGGGAAUCAUAUCCAGGGGCGCCUCCCGAGAUCGUUGGCUCGGUGCCAAUAUUUGAUAGCUCUUGACAUUGGUGGGAACCAUUUCACAGACUCUUUCCCUAUAUGGAUGGGUCAGCUACCGCAACUCCGACUAAUUAUCUUGAGAAACAACAAUUUUCAUGGCCCCGUGAGCAUCUCUCCUCUUGUGGAGAAGAACUCGAGUGCCGAUUACUUUUCCCGUGUACGAAUCAUUGACCUUGCAGGAAAUCGCUUCAAUGGCGAUCUAGCACCAGAUUUCUUCAAGAGUUUCAAGUCCAUGGUUUGGGAUCCGAACAGAACGAUUGCAGAAUAUGAUGAUUAUACUACAGUGUCUGCGAAAGAAGGAUUUAUUUCUUAUCUGGUGGCGGUUGAUGUGGCCAUGAAACAACAAUACAUGAGGGUGUCAAAAGUCAGUACUGACCUGGUGGUGAUUGACCUGUCUAGCAACCGGUUCAGUGGCUUCAUCCCGAGGUCAAUCAGCAACCUGUCGUCCCUGCAUGUUGUAAACUUGUCUCGCAAUGCCUUUGGUGGCAACAUCCCACGCGAGCUCGGCCAGUUGGCCCGGAUCGAGUCACUGGACCUGUCGUGGAACCAUCUUGUAGGGGAGAUCCCGCAGGAGCUAGCAACAGUGACCACACUCGCGUGGCUCAACCUCUCCUAUAAUGAUCUCAGUGGGAGGAUACCUUCGGGCAGCCAGUUUUCCACAUUCACCAGCAGCUCGUUCCAGGGCGGAAACAAAGGGUUGUACGGAUGCCCACUUCUUGUGAAAUGUAACCUUACAUUCGUGACUUCGCCAUCUUCGUCACUGCCACCUCCUGUGCGAGAAGGAUCAACAUUUGAGGAUAUCAUGUUAUGGCUUUUUGUUGGUGUAGGCUUCGGAGUCGGAUUUGCGCUGACAAUCGUAUUGCAGGUUGUUUGCAGUGGUCGUCGCGAGAAAAUAGCACACAGCGCUAGAUGAAGUAGUUACCUAGUCUUUUUAUUUAUUUUACAAUCAAGGAUGUGUGGUGUAAUUUCAUGAGCGAAUCCAAGAUAUAUAUGGUUCAAUGCAUGCAAUAUGUACGAGUCUAAAGAAAUGACCAGAACACUGGAGCUCUCCUUUUCCCUUUUUUUUGGCAGAGAUACUUGAAGCCCUUGAUCCGUGCAUUUUGAGCUUCCAUUUUUUUACAGUUUAGAAGCUAUAAAAGCAAGAACAGGAUACCAAGAGCUCUUCCUUGUAUAAUCCGAGCUUUGAGUAC